Lagopus leucura (white-tailed ptarmigan) is the source of this 728-nucleotide messenger RNA. RefSeq lists its product as uncharacterized. Lineage: Eukaryota; Metazoa; Chordata; Aves; Galliformes; Phasianidae. The annotation marks the transcript as partial. The transcript has 3 exons. The record is from RefSeq and is a predicted model, not a curated record.
UAAAGGGAAGAGAAACUUGAAUGUGAUGGGGAUGAGAGGGGCAUAUAUUGAAUUCACAGCUGAUUCAACCAUCAUCAUAACAGCUCUUGCCACACCUGAUGAUGGUGCUCCUCAUGAAGACCCAACUCAGCCAACUCUGCCUUCAGAAAACGAAGCAGCACAGAGCACUGAAGGCAUCACACAUUUCACUGAUGCCCCUGGGGCUCCAGUUCUCCUUGGGCUGGAUCCCGCCAGUACAGAUGAAGCUGGUGAGGAAUCUCUGCUCACAAAUACCAUCACAGACUCCAGUGCUGUUCUGAAACCAGAAGAUGUAACCCAAGAAGUGUGGACACCUCGAGUCAUUGACACAGCACUUGCCACACCUGAUGAUGGUGCUCCUCAUGAAGACCCAACUCAGCCAACUCUGCCUUCAGAAAACAAAGCAGCACAGAGCACUGAAGGCAUCACACAUUCCACUGAUGCCCCUGGGGAUCCAGUUCUCCUUGGGCUGGAUCCCGCCAGUACAGAUGAAGCUGGUGAGGAAUCUCUGCUCACAAGUACCAUCGCAGUGUCCACAGAUGUUUUCCACCCAGAAGAAGCAACCAGCAGGCCCCUGGCACCCAGCACUCAGCCUGGAAGUGAAAGUGGACAAGCAAAUGCCACAGAUGGCUCUCAUGUCAGUUUGAUACCUGGAGUUUUUCCAGACAUUAAUGAUCAUCUUAACCCAUUACCGACUCAUCUUUCCACUA